UAUGGUCUGUGAAGAUCUGUUCAGGUUUGUGCAGAGUGACGUGAUAAUUGACGUUAUUGUGUGUUUUUGACUGGUUUGACAGAAAGACAGGGUCUCAAGCAGAUUCCGAACAAUUCCGAAGGGGCUGCGGAGGGUUCUUCGCGUAGGAGAAGAGCACGAAAUCGGAACGCUAUUUAGUGAAGAAUGUCGAAGAUCGAAGAGGGCAAUUCCCAUAUUCGGCAGGCUGAAAAAAGUUUAAAGACAUCGCUUUUAAAGUGGAAGCCUGACUUUGAGGUUGCAGCGGAUGAAUACACGCAUGCUGCUACCUGCUUUCGCAUCGCCAAAUCAUUUAAACAAUGCAGGGAGUGCUUAUCGAAGGCUGCGGAUUGUUACAAGCAGAAUCGAUCUUGGUUCCAUGCUGCAAAGAGUAUAGAACAAGUAAUAUUAAUAUGCAAAGAAAUAGGAGAUUUGUCCGAGGUACCCAAACUGGCUCAUUCGGCAUGCUCGCUUUAUCAACAACAUGGUUCACCUGAGUCAGGUGCAACGGUGUUGGACAAAACAGGAAAACUGAUAGAAUCAACCGAACCUGAAAAAGCCCUUGAACUGUUCCAGCGUGCAGCUGACAUUGUUAUGGGAGAAGACAGUCCAAGACAGGCUGCUGAGUACAUGAGUAAGGUAGCAAGACUUUUAGUCAAACUGAAAAUGUACGAUCAGGCUGCAGAUGCUGUCCGUAGAGAAAUAGGGAUGCAUCAGCAGAUAGAUCACAUCCCAUCUGUAGGACGAUUAGCUGUUGCUUUGGUCUUGGUUCAGCUGGCUCGAGGAGAUCAAGUGGCAGCAGAAAAAGCUUUCAAAGAAUGGGGAAAUUACUGUGAUGGUCCCGAGGUGCAAACACUAGAAAUGCUCUUACAAGCCUAUGACAACGAAGAUGCGGAGUCUGCAAGGUCAGCUUUAAACAGUCCAUUUAUCAAGCACAUGGAUGUUGAAUAUGCUAAGCUAGCUCGUGGGUUGCCUUUACCUCAACAAGAAUAUGCCAUUCCACCAGCAGGCGUUAGGCCAAAUGCAGCUGAAUCUUACAUAUCCCCUAAUGCUAGCAAAUUAACCAGUCAGGCUACUGUUGAAGCAGAAGUUAAUCAAGAUCUGCCAAGCAAAGAGAAAGAGUCAGCAGGUUCAGUUAACAUAGAAGUGGAGGAAAAAGCAAUCGAUGAGUCAGAGCAGUGUUCUCCUCCUGCCAAACAACCUCCUAUGAACAAAAAGGAGGAUGAAGACGACUACGAGGGAGGACUCUGUUGAUCGUUUUGGCUUAUCUAUUUCGAGAUAUCUGAAACUAAUGCGUAUUUAUUGUAAUGCGCAUAAAUUAUUCUCUGUAUUAAUCAUGACUCGUUGACAUGAGCGAUCGCCUGUAAAACACGUCUUGCACGCUGGAAGUGCACUUUGCAUUUCAGUUCUUCGACAAUAGAAGCACUGCUGAUUUCCAAUAGAUAACCAACGGUUCUACUAUACACAUUACCUGCACUAAUCUGCGAAGCCGGGUUAGUGUAUUGCAUUUAUCAUUAACUUCACCUUUGAUCAAAAUAAAUUUAAGAGUGGCAGUAAUCUUGAUCUCUUUUUAGAGGGACUCGUCGUUUGUGUCCUUCAUGGUAGUACAAGGUAAAUACUUUGUAUGCUACUACCCGUUAUCAAAGCUAAAUGUUUUAGUGAUUAAAAUAAUUGUUGCGCAAUACAGAUGUACAUGUAUAUAUUAAUUUAAAGUUCCACGUCAGAGAGUUACCCAAUAAAUAUGUUGCUUAAAAUUGAAA
This is a messenger RNA of Orussus abietinus, 1775 nucleotides long. RefSeq names its product gamma-soluble NSF attachment protein. The coding region runs from base 184 to 1269 and encodes 361 amino acids. Gene Ontology annotation, molecular function: soluble NSF attachment protein activity; syntaxin binding. The transcript has 8 exons. Gene Ontology annotation, cellular component: SNARE complex; vacuolar membrane. Gene Ontology annotation, biological process: intracellular protein transport. The record is from RefSeq and is a predicted model, not a curated record. Lineage: Eukaryota; Metazoa; Arthropoda; Insecta; Hymenoptera; Orussidae.